Cuscuta epithymum is the source of this 1669-nucleotide messenger RNA. The record is from the annotation of a GenBank genome assembly. NCBI's taxonomy places the organism in Eukaryota, Viridiplantae, Streptophyta, Magnoliopsida, Solanales, Convolvulaceae.
AAAAUAAACAAUGGAGAUAAUAAUUGAAGAAGACAAGAGUAUUUUCUCCGGCGGCUUGGACUGGAGCAGCUUGCAUAGACCGCACCUAUCAGCGAAGUUCUAUCGUUCCUCCUGGAAGUCCGGGCUCGUACAAUUUUCCGCACAAUGCUACAACUUUUCACGUUCCAGGCCAUUAUAUAUUCCUUCAUUCUCGGAUUCAUCCUCAUCGUCCAUUCACAUGAUUCCAGAUCUAACCUCCGUCAUUCCCGCCGGGAAAUGGAUAUGCCCACCGAACCGGUAGAUUCUCUCCAGGUGCCGGCGGGCUCACCCUUCAAGAUCGCUUUGUUCGCCGACCUGCAUUUUGGAGAGAACGCGUGGACAGAGUGGGGCCCGCGCCAGGAUGUAAAUUCUGUCCUAGUAAUGUCUGCCAUCCUCGAUCAAGAACACCCAGACACUUCUUGACAGAUUUUGUGAUUUAUCUUGGGGAUCUCAUCACUGCAAACAAUAUACCAACAAAAAAUGCUAGCUUUUAUUGGGACCAAGCAAUCUCUCCUACCAGAGCAAGAGGAAUUCCUUGGGCUAGUGUUUUUGGUAACCAUGACGAUAUGCAGUUUGAGUGGCCAAUGGAAUGGUUUUCAUUGUCCGGAGUCCCUCCAAUCCAGUGUCCACAAAACCUUUCAUACCCUGGAGGCAAAGAAGAUUGCAGCUUCAGGGGAACAACUCGCUUGGAUUUGAUAAAAAGUGAAGUGGAGUGCAACACAAUAUUAUCAUACUCUAGAAGUGGUCCAAAGGAUAUGUGGCCCAGUGUUUCCAACUACGUCCUUAAACUUUCAUUGUCAAGUGACCCUGAGCCUGCUGUAGUGUACAUGUACUUCCUAGAUUCUGGUGGUGGCUCAUACCCUGAGGUUAUCUCUAAAGCCCAGGUGGAGUGGUUCAACCACACGGCUCAUGAACUCAAUCCGGAUGCAAGGGUGCCAGAGUUGAUGUUUUGGCAUAUACCUAGUCAAGAGUAUCAAGAUGCUGCUGCACAACUUUCUCAACACAAAAACUGUGUGGGUUCAAUGUUUGGAGAGAAAGUUGCUGCUCAGCAAGCUGAAAUGGGGAUUAUGGAGCUCCUUGAGGGAAGAUCUUCUCUGAUGGCAUUGUUUGUUGGCCACAACCAUGGAUUGGACUGGUGUUGCCCCUACAAGAAGCUGUGGUUGUGCUAUGCUCGUCAUACCGGCUAUGGUGGAUAUGGGAAUUGGGAUAGAGGGUCAAGGAUUAUCGAGAUCACCCAGCGUCCUUUCACCCUAAAAUCGUGGGUUCAGAUGGAAAAUGGUACCGUCCACAGUCAAGUUGUCUUGAGCAGCUUUUGAUCUGCCCGCCUUUCUCAACUUUUAUAUUACCAGAAGUCGUGAACUUUACAAAUGAUUCUACCAAACGGUCAAUAUUUCACCAUCUCUUUUGGAGCAAAAUUGACAUGUGUAGAUCAAACACUAGGUGAUACAAAGUCAAAGAAAAACUUAAAAAAGUUAUCGGAAGAUGAUCAACUUCUUUUGAUUACCGUGCAAAAGUAGUGCAUAUUGGCAUAUCGAAUUUUAAGAAUUUGCCUGAUUUGACUGUGAAUUAUUUGAGAAAGGAGAAGGGAUUUCCCCUAAAUAUUAUUCAAUUAAAGCCAAGUUCCAAGAGGUGACUACUUUUAAGUGCUGAC